This is a messenger RNA of Nymphaea colorata (pocket water lily), 1042 nucleotides long. RefSeq lists its product as uncharacterized. Bases 41 to 868 code for a protein of 275 amino acids. The transcript has 5 exons. The record is from RefSeq and is a predicted model, not a curated record. Lineage: Eukaryota; Viridiplantae; Streptophyta; Magnoliopsida; Nymphaeales; Nymphaeaceae.
CAAAACCCCAGAGAGUUGCUGGAGAGAGAGAGAGAGAGAGAUGGGGAAGAAGAAGGAGAAGAAGGAGAAGGAGGCGGUGGCGGGAGGAGGAGGGGAAGGAGGAGUGACGAAGGAGGCGGAUACUCCGACGGCGGGUGGAGGAGGAGAAAGAGAAGCGGCAAAAGAGGGUGCGCUGCUUUUGGGGGAUCCUACCUUCGAGCCUAUGGUGAAUGGAAGGUUGAAGUGCGUGGAGACCGGCCACGAGAUGCCCGCCGGCGAGGCCGACGCGUAUAAGCGGAGCAAGCCGUGCCGGCUGGCCCUCAUCGACAUCGCAGUCUCUCUGAAGAAACCUCCCCUCAACCUCUUCAAGCAGGAUCCUCUGUCCAGAUCAAAGUUAAUUUGCACUCUAACGGGCGAUACGGUCAAUAAGUCGGAAGAGCAUAUAUGGAAGCACAUAAACGGAAGGAGAUUCCAGAAUAAAUUAGAACAAGAAGAAGAAAAGCGGACUACUGGAAAGGAUAAGGCAGCAACUGACCAGCCACAGCCAAAAGAAAAUGGUGUCAAAAAAGGAAGAAGGAAGAAGGUUCUCAGGGAUGAUAUAAGAGAACCAAAUUCUGCAGAUAUGGAUAGUGAUGCAGAUGAUCCUGACUUCUGGGAGCCUCCUAUUGGAAGUCGCUGGGACUUUGAUGAUGGAAGAGAUAGGUGGGUCUCCUGCACAAGCUCAGAUGAUGAGGAGAAUGAAACAGAACAAGCAAAUGUGAAAGAUGACGCUGAAACACAGGACCUUACAAAAAGAACGAAACGCAUGUCAGUUGAAGUUGGACCCAGCAGCUUUGCUUCAAGGAAGAAGAAAAGUAGGGUGGAAGAAAAUAAAUCAAGGACCAACUGAAAGAUUACUCGGUUUUGGCAAUUUUCUUUUCUCAUGGAGCUGUAGUCUAUGUGGUGGCUUCAGGGGCCGCCUGCACUUAAGCAUGCAAUUUUGUAAGCAUUGUAGUGAAGUUGGUAGUGAUGUUAAUUUGAGAUAUAUUUUUGAUAGAUUGCUAAGGAUUCAGAUUUGAUGCAA